AUGAAUUCAUCUAAGCCAACGACGGCAUCUAAAUUUAAUAAAAACUUUAAUAAAGUUAACAGUAUACUAGAAAGAAAAUUAAGGAAAUUUUUAACUGGUCCAAAAAAGGGUGAAACUUUUGAAUUAAGAAAUGGGUUGGUAUCUCAAUAUAAACAUGAAAGAAAAGAUGCUAUACAACGUGUUAUACAAGCAAUGACUGUUGGUAAAGAUGUUUCUUCAUUGUUUCCUGAUGUUUUGAAAAAUAUUGCAACUUAUGAUAUUGAGCAAAAGAAAUUGGUUUAUUUAUAUCUUAUGAACUAUGCUAAAACUCAUCCAGAAUUAUGUAUAUUGGCUGUAAAUACAUUUGUACAAGAUACUGAAGAUCCAAAUCCUUUGAUUCGUGCGUUGGCAAUUAGAACAAUGGGUUGUAUUAGAGUGGAUAAAAUGGUUGAUUAUAUGGAAGUUCCAUUAACAAGAACUUUAAAAGAUGAAAGUCCAUAUGUACGUAAAACUGCUGCUAUAUGUGUUGCUAAAUUAUUUGAUUUAAAUUCGGAAAUGUGUAUUGAAUUUGGAUUUUUGAAAAGCUUGAAAGAUUUAUUAAAUGAUUCAAAUCCAAUGGUUGUUGCAAACUCAAUUAAUUCAUUAUAUGAAAUUAGAGAUAUAAAUCAAAAUCCAGAUUUAGAAAUUAUAGAAAUUAAUUCAGAAAGUGUUAAAAAUUUCUUAUUAUGUUUAAAUGAAUGUACUGAAUGGGGUAGAAUUACAAUUUUAACUACUUUAACUGAGUAUAAUUCAAAAGGUAGAGUUGAAGAAGCAAAUCAUAUAAUAGAAAGAAUAAUACCUCAGUUACAACAUGUUAAUCCAUCUGUUGUUUUAUCAUCUAUAAAAGCUAUAUUAUUUCAUUUGGAAUCUUUAACAAAUAAAGCACAAAAAGAUCAAAUAUUGAAAAAAUUAUCAGCCCCAUUAGUUUCAUUAGUGAGUUCUUCAAUUCCAGAAGCUCAAUAUGUUGGUUUGAAGAAUAUUAGAAUUAUAUUGGAAAAAUAUCCAAAUGUUUUAACUAAAGAAUUGAGAGUUUUCUUUUUGAAAUAUUCAGAUCCAUUAUAUUUAAAAUUGGAAAAAUUGGAGGUCAUGAUAAGAUUAGCUAAUGAGACAAAUGCACCUUUAUUAUUAAGUGAAUUGAAAGAAUAUUCGAUGGAAUUUGAACCCGCUUUAAUCAUUAAAGCUAUUAAAUCUAUUGGUUCAGUUGCUAUUAAAUUAUCUGGUCAAGUUGUAAUUAAAUCAGUUACUUUAUUAAAUGAUAUUAUAGAACAAAGAGGUGGUGAACUAGUCAUAAACCAAUCAGUCAUUGAAUUAAUCAAUAUUUUAAGAAGAUAUCCCGAUAAAAAUGAUAUUGCAAGUUUAAUAAUACCUAUAAUUUCAAACCAUAUUCAAGAAUUAGACAAGAAUGAAAGUUUAAGUGGUUAUAUCUUUAUACUAGGAGAAUAUCCUAAAUUUUUCUCCAACUUGAAUGAAAAAUUAUCAGCAUUAAUUGAAGAAUUUUUGGAAUAUGAUUCAAUUAUUCAAUUAAAUAUAUUAACAACAAUUGUUAAGAUAAAUCUUGAAUAUUCAAACCAAUCAUAUUCAGCAUUAUUACAAAAAGUCUUGGAAUUGGCAACUAAAGAGUGUGAAAAUGCUGAUGUUAGAGAUAAAGCAUAUAUAUAUUGGAGAUUAUUAUCAUCGAAUUCAACACCAGAACAACAAAAGAAGAUUUUAUUAACUAAAUUACCACCUAUUGACUCAACAAUUUCAGAAUUUAAUCCACAAAUAUUGGAAAUAUUAUUAAAAGAAUUAUCUACUUUAUCAUCAGUUUAUCACCAGCCUUCAGAUACAUUUAUUGAAAAAGGUUAUACUAAAAUUACGACGAAAACUGAUAAAAUUGAAGAUAUCAAAGACUUUGCCAAAUCUGAAAUUAUUAAUAAUUCAGCACGAGAUGAAAACUUAUUAGAUUUCGAUGAUGAUGAAAUUGAAAAUGAAGAAUCAUCGGGUAAUGUAAAUAAUUUACUUGACGAAUUGAAUGAUUUAUUUAGUACCCCCCCACCUCAAAAACAAACAACAACUAAUAAUGAUAUUAUUAGCUUAUUCAACACUACUACACCUGCAACAAAUAAUACUCAACAACAAGAGAAUCAAAGAAAGGAUAUAAACAAUGAUUUAUUAGAUCUUUUUUAG
Insectozyma verbasci is the source of this 2184-nucleotide messenger RNA. The record is from the annotation of a GenBank genome assembly. NCBI's taxonomy places the organism in Eukaryota, Fungi, Ascomycota, Pichiomycetes, Serinales, Debaryomycetaceae.